AUGGCCGGGGGAGAAGAGGGGCGCCCCAGGCCCCCCGAGGCCUCGCCGCCCCGCGCUCCGCCAGAAACGGCGCCCGGCGAGGCCGAGCGCGAGGCCGGCGGUGGGAGUUCCCGGCGCCUUCCUCCGCCGCGUUUGCCCCGGCUGGGCCUGGCCUUGGCGCUGGUGGCGGCCCUGCUGGCCGCGAAGUACUAUCGGGACUCGGAGGUGGCCCGGCGGCAGGUACCGGCGGAGGGAGCCUCGCCGCAGGGGACGGAGAAAUCUUUGCGAGGCGCCUGCGGGGAGGGAUGCUGGAAGUCGGGGCAGCGAAGGGGAGAAUGAGUGGGGUCGGGGCUGGUCUCGUGCGGCUAAGAAGUUGGCGGGCAAAAAACAGCAUUUUGGGGGUGCCUUUUGUUUUGCAUUUGGGGAGCCUUUUUGUUUUGCAAUCUGUGUAUAGUGUAGCCCCAGAGUUGCCUGUUCAGAAAGGAAGCAUCGUGACUUCCAAGUAAAGUGUGUAUCGCAUUGCAACUUCACAGUGCCGUCCUCUCCCAAGUCCCGUGUGGGAUUUUUCAGCGGGAUAUACCACUGAAUAGGCCGGUAGCCCGAGGUUUGCAAUCGUGCGCGCGUGUGCUUGGGAGCAAGUCCGCUUGAAUCCCACGGGGCUCACUUCUGCGUAGACGUGCAUACGCUUGCACUGUAAAUAUACCUGGCGUAGCUUUUAAUGAAUGUAGGCAAUUAACAGCCACAGGGAUGGGAUCGCCGUCAUUGCGCAUCUUCCCUAACACUAGUCAUCCAUUGAAGCACAAUGGUGGGAGAGUCACAGGCACAAAUUUAUUCAUCCCGUACAAUCCAGAUGUUGAACUACAACUCCCACCAACCCAAGCCAGCCGAUAUGGAGGCUGGUAGAAGCUGAUGGGAGUUGUAGUCGAACAACAUGAUAUGGGAACAAAAUAAAAACAUUCCUUCCAUUAGCUCCGGCACUUCCCACUUGGAAAUACUUAAAUCUAGUUCUGCAUCACACACCAGUAGCACCUUAACAUAGUAUGGGGUGCACCACAAUAUCUGCUCCUGUGGUACAUAGUUAAACUAUGGGAUUUGUUGCCACAAGAUGUGAUGAUGGCUACAGACUUAGAUGAUGUUAACAGGGUGUGUGUGAUAUGUUCAUGAACGGUCUGUUGUGGUUAUUAGCUACCUAAAAACGUCUGUGUUUGUAGGCAUUAUAUAUCUGAACACCAGUUGCUGGGACGGGGGCUGUCUUGUCAUGGUUGUGGGCUUCCUAGAGUAUCUGGUGUGUGAUGCAGAACUAGAUUUAAGUAUUUCCAAGUGGGAAGUGCCAGGCGCUGCCUAGGAAUUUGAGGAAAACAGAAGUCCUUUGGAGGUUUUUAAGCAGGGGUUGGAUGGCCAUCUGACAUGGAUGCUUCAGUUGAGAUUCCUGCAUUGCAGAGGGUUGGACUAGAUGACCCUUGGAGUCCCUUUCAACUCCACAAUUCUAUGAUCUCCAGUGCCAGAGGCAACAUGCCUCUGAGACUGUGUGCACAGCAUACUUCAAAGCACAUUUAAAGUGCGCACACGCUACAAGAAUCCUGGGAACUGAAGGAUGCUUGAAAAUGCUGCUCUUUUGCGUAAACUACAGUUAACAGGAUUCUUUUUGGGUGGGUGGGUGCUUCAGAAGUGCUUUAAAUAUGAGUUACUGGGGAAUGACAGUGAGAGAGGGCUAUGGUGCUCAUGUCCUGCACAAGGGCUUCCCAUAGACACCUGGGAUGGUCACUGUGGGAACUGAAUGCUUCACUAGAUGGGCUCUUAGUCUAGUGCUACAGAGCUUUUCCUGAGUGAGGAUAUCCCAUAAUUCUUCUUGACAGAUAAGCCCUGUUUUUAAGUGAACAGGCAAACAUUACUCGUGGUUCUUUUCCUCAAUACUUUGAAUGAGGUACACCUAGCAAGCUUUUUUUGUAGACUGUGGUACCCUAAUUGCUGUCCUGUUUGUUUAUGUGCAAGCUGAGAAGUCAAGUUUACUCCUUACCUGUCGAUCGUAUUGGGCAUGCCUUUAUUACAAAUCUAAACUGUUUUUAUCAGUCUCCUCCUGGCCGCUCCCCACAAACUCUUAGGGAGUUCUGAGAGGGUGCUUGGGAUCUUUAUCAAAUGAUAAAUCCCAGGAUUAUUUGCAGGAGACCGUGAUGCUGUUAUAAAUAAGCCAAUGUAUUUUCCAUAUAGAUGAAUCCAGAGAGUGUGGCCACUUGCUCUGUCAGUAGGGAGAAUAGCCGCCAGAGCAAGAAAUGUACUUACAGAGGAGAAUAGAGAUUUUCAGCUUCUGCAAGAGCUGCUGUAUUCUUUGAUGUUUGGCAGUGCAGUCUGGGAGAAGAGAGAGGGUGUUUCUCUCAGCUCCAGGCUUCCUUUCCCAUGCUUUUCUUUUGUUUCCUUCCUAUGAGCAGAAGCAAUGUGGUAUCAAGGCCAGCUCUAGGUUUUGGGCGGUCCCUUUGGCAAGAUGCUCAGUUGGUUAGAGUGUGGUGCUGAUAACACCAAGGUUCCAAGUUCAAUCCCUGUAUAGAGAGCUGCAUAUUCCUGCAUUGCAGAGGGUUGGACUAGAUGAUUCUCAGGGUCCCUUCCAACUCUACAAUUCUAUGAUCCUCUACAAUCUCUAUGACCCUUUUCCUUAGAGAGUGGGCCCAUCACCUCCUUGCCACUAUCAUAAGAACAUAACAUACAUAAGUGUCAGGAGUUCAGCCUACACUCGAGUAGGACCCUGGCAGAGACACAUGCCCAACUGGCAUGUUCUCUCCCUCCUGGUCGAUUGUUCAGGAGCUUCAAAAGCUUUCUUCUGCCCAAACAUCACAGCAACCGAUGCCAACUGACACCUGCACACUUAGGGAUCCGCAGAGUUUGCGCAACUUGCGUAACAGACCUCAGCAACUCAGCAUUUUGGCUAAUUACUUUAUUUACAUAUAAACACACGUGGAGCACUGCAACAUGGCUCCCUCUCUCUCUAGCAUCAGACAUCAAAGAGGGGAAAAACAAAGGACAAUAGUCCCACUUCACGGAACACAGUAACACAAACAUCCUGUCUCCAUCACUUUCCACUCUGUGGAGUCAAAACAUAUACCAUCAUGUGAAAGACAACAAUCCCAUGACUGCAGUCAUGGAGCAGGAAUUCUAACAAUAAGAAGAGCCCUGCUGGAUCAGGUCAAAGCCCAUUCUGGACCAAUAACGUGUUCUCACAGUGGCCAACCAGAUGCCUGUGGGACCUGGACACAAGAGCACUCUACCCUCCAGCUUUUUCCAGCCAUUGGUAUUCAGAAGUAUCGCUGCCAGUGCCUACAACUGUGUUGUGUAGGCAGAGUAUAGUCAUCAUGGCUAGGAGCCUUUGAUAGUCUUCUACUCCAUGAAUUUGUCUAAUCUUUUAAAGCCACCCACAUUGGUGGUCAUCGUUGCUCCUUGUGGGAGCAUAUUGCAUCCUUUAACUAUGGGCUGCUUGAAGAAGUCUUCCUUUUGUCUGUCUUGAAUCUUCCAACAUUGGAUGUCCAUGAGAUCUAGUGUUAGAAGAGGGGGGGGGACCCCUUCUUUCUAUCCACUUUCUCCAUGUGAUGCAUAAUUUUAUAUACUUCUACACAUCACCACUGACCACGAAGUGCACCUGACAAUAGCCUUGACCCACUGCCAGAGAUGUCCUUGCCCCUGGUACCUAGUGGCGUCUGGGCCCUCUGCUAGGCUUUCAGCUCCAACUUGGGCUUCCAGCUUCUUCUGAAUCCAGGCUUUGUGUCCCUUGCCAGCUUGUCUUUGCUUUUUGUCUGCUUGGUGCAGCCCUGGAUCUGCCCUACAAGACACUUGAGUGAAUUCCUGACGGUAAUUGACAAGAGCAGCACCUUCCAGGCAGCAUUAGCAUCCUUUUAGGCUGGCAGGCGGCAGAUGGAAAAUAAACGGGUUUGGGAGCUGUGGGAACACUAAUGGUGUCACAGGCAGCACAGAAUCACUGCAGCUUGAACUGCGGAGAGAAGGAGACUCGUUGCACUGGGAGGAGAAGACUCCUUGCCUGCAGGGAAGAGAGCAGAGUAGCCAGCGGAAAUGCAACUUGUAUGAAUCCACCCAAGGCUGUGCCUCAUCAGCCUAGAAAUGGGCUUGCUGGUGUUGGCAGCCCCCCCCCCCCAUUUGCUAUAUGUAAGGGAUUGGCCUGAGUCUCUAAUAUCCUUAAAACAGACUAAAUGAAGCAAAAUUUUGCGCCACCGCAAUAGGAGUGAGCUUAGCUUGAAAGAAUGCAAUGAGAAGUUCACCCUGAUCUGGCUUAUGGAAGCUGGAGCAAGAAAGUUAGCUGUGACUAUUAUUUAAUACUUUACAGUCGUGGACAACUCUGGGGUUGCACGCUCAUCUCACUCUAUAGGCCGAGGUAGCCAGCAUUUGUCCGCAGACAGCUUCCGAGUCAUGACUAAGCUGCUUCUGGCAAACCAGAACAGCGCAUGGAAACGCCGUUUACCUUCCCACCAGAGCGGUACCUAUUUAACUACUUGCACUUUGACAUGCUUUCGAACUGCUAGGUGGGCUGGAGCUGGGACCAAACCGGCAAGCCCUAGGCUCUGUGGUUUAGACCACAGCGCCACCUGCAUCCUUGCCUUAGCAUACCUUAAUUUGCUGUUCAAAGAGUGAAGAAGCUAGGAGGGCUGCCCGUAGAGGCUUUUCUGCAGCAGAAAGUCCAAAUAGCGGCUUCCAGGUACGCACUCUCAUUGACAUAUGGCACAAGGCCGGGAUUGUGGCCCAGGUGCGAAAUCAACCCACCUCCUUUAACGGCACCACCUCGCCUUGCAUCAUUGCAGGGCUCCCUCUAGAAUGAGGGUGGGGGACCUCAGUGCUAGGGAUCAAAUGCAACCUUCCAGGCCUCACCACCUGACCUUUAAGACUCUCCCCAGCCCUGCUUUGCACCCGUUUGGAGCGUUUUUGCCUUUGCAGGAAUGUGUCCUUGGAUUGCAAUACAGUGGUACCUUGGUUUACAACCGUAAUCCAUUCCGGAGGUCCGGUUGUAAACCAAAACAGGUUGUAAUCCAAGGUGCGCCAAUGAGGCCUCCCCCAAAAAUGGGUUGUAAUCCAAAAAAGGGACACGCACUUCCGGGUUUGACAUGGUUGUAAUCCAAAACAGUUGUAAUAUAAAGCGCUUGCAAACCAAGGUACCACUGUAAUGCCUAUUGCUUCCUGGAUGGAGGCUAGAGAUUGGUGUGUGAGAGUGUGGUGUAGAAACCAACCUACUGUACAAAGGUAAAAUUUGCAGUCAGUGCUCCACCCAUUUUUGCAUUUGGCCCACCCACUGGAAGGCUGCCCAGAAGGGAAUGCAACGCUUGAACUGGGAAAGGUUCCCCCUACCCCUACUCUGGAAUUUAAGGCUCUCUGGGUACUCCUCUUCCUCUGAGAGCUUAGCUGGCAGCACUGAAACAUGUAAGGCUGGGUUUCCUGGAUUGCUGGCUUCACUGUUACUUCAGAUCGCAUGCAUCGUCACGUGCUCCAGCUGCUCCCAACUCCCUCACUUCUGUGACUUUAGACAGUCAUGUUUUAUUGCCAUACAGGAAUUGCCGCUCUGCUGUCAGCGCCACUUGGAAACCCAAGUAGCCUGAAGUGGUCUCAAUAUCCACCCAAACUACUGCACUUUUCACAUUCACAGUGUGUCCAUAGCCUUAAUUUGGAUUUGGAGCUGCUUCCUGGUGUGUUUCGGAACGUGAAAUGUGACUGUAACCUUUACGGUUCAUGCACGGGGUUGGUUAUAUAAGUCCAUGCUAUCAGAGGAGUACAGAUCAAGCUCCACGGUUCACUGGCCAGCGCUGAGCCAAACAAAAAUAUCUGCAGGUCUGCCAGCUACCUGUGGACAAUUCCCUGACAGUUCGGGUGAGUCUGAUGUGAUUUCCAUGGCAGGGAUGCUCCUUGACUAACAAACGGGGUGUGGAUUAUUUAGGUAGGUUUUCCUUAAGGAAAAAGAAAGAAAAGACUUUCAUAUUUUUCUUCUUGCAAAAUCAAAUGUGAUUCAUGUGUGCCAGUAUGGGUCCCAACCAUGCAGGGAGACCAAUCCAUACUCCAAAGCGAGUCUAACUAAGCAGUGAAGAAUGUAAGGAAGUCUCUGCUGGAUUCAACCAAGGCCCUAUCUAGACCUUUUCUCCAGAGAGAGAGAGAAGGGAAGCAGAACCACUCCACCAAGUCUCAGCUCUUGCCUGUCCUUGAAUUGUUUCCACGUAAUCCAGGAGUAGCCAGUGUGGCACCCUCAAGAUGUUUCUGGAUUCCAGCUCCCAUCAUCCAUGACUUUUAGCAGUGCUGGCUGGGGCUGAUGGGAACUAGAGUCCAACAACAUCUGUUCUGUUCAAAAUUGGGGGCCACCCUCCUCCAACCUUUAAAGUUAAAAGCCAACUUGUGAGAUCUGAUCACUGAUCUCUUGCAUCUCCUCUGUUUGGAACCUCAGCCCACUUAAUAUAGCCAGCGAAGCAUUCUCCUGCCUCCCAAAAGACAUGUCAGAGAUAUCGGGUAGUUUCACAGGUGCCAGAGCAGAUUUGUGGUUCUCUAAGCUCAGGUUAUAAGUUAAAUUGAAAUAUUUUAAUUUAAAUUGAAUUAAUUUAAUUUGAAUGGCUUCUGAAUUAUAUAUGCUAAACUAUUAAUUUUAUUGUAUAUUUUAUAUUCAUUGUUUCAAAUUAUAUGUCUCCUGCCCCCCCCCAGGAUAGAAGUUCUUAUUUUAAUUCUACACAGAGCCAUGUAAAUAAAUGUACGUAUUAUUAUUUCAGGCUGUACGCCUAAUUCCAAUUACCUGGUAGUAAGAUCCAUUGAAUUCAGCAGGACCUACUUAUGAGUAGACAUGGUUAGGCUUGCAUUGUAACUUGUGCAUAUCAACACCUCUCUUAUUUCCCAAACAGGAGACAGCCCUGAAAUCUUUGGGAAAUGAAGGUCUUUUCCUGUUUGCAUCCCUGGAUACAAACAAUGACCUGUACAUCAGUCCUGAGGAGUUCAAGCCAAUUGCAGAGAAGCUAACUGGUAGGCAUCUAAUUUUUUUAAUAGACAAAUAAAUGUUCAUCUUGCUUUUUUAAAAAAACACAAACCAAAAUCAUGGCCCUUGAGCACAAAUUGUCUAGUUCUUGCGUUGGGUUUGUCACUCAUUCAUUGUCUGCUUAAUCCCCGGAGGAGAGGACAACGACAUUCCAGCCAUUUUUUUCCAGCUGGAAAACUGAAGUGAUAAUCCAGACCAGGCUUUCCCAACCUGGUCCCUUCUGGCUAUUUUGGACUACAGUGCCCAUCAGCGCUAUCUGGCACAGUUGUGUCAGCUGGGGCUGAUGGGAAUUUUAGUUCAAAAUAGCCAGAUGCCAAUAGGUUAGUAAAAGCAUUUGAAACUAUCUCAUUCUCUUGUUACCACUGGUUCCCUAGGCAGGCGUGGAACUGCUGUUAUAGGUUUCCCAGUGCUGGUGAAAUUGGGUUCGAAAUCAAAGCACCCCAGGGGAAGAGGGUGAACCUUCCAGAGAUAGGGCACAUCCAGUGGUGGUUCCAACAGCAAAAGAGCAGCAAACAUCUAGUGAAAAUGAACAGUUAGUAAGAGUUAUGCAUGGGUAAAAUUCUAUUUUAUUUUUACUUUUAAGAAACAUUCUUAACCUGUGCUAUCGCUACGUGGUCCCCAAGGCAGCUUGCAACUCGUCACGUACAGCGAUGGUGUCAUAAAAAUGCAAAACAAUUAACAUAUAAGAUAGAUGAAAAAUCCCAAGCACAGGAUCAUAAAACCCUGCGCAGCGGGGGACAGCAUAAAACAGAAUUGCUCAUUAAUUUCUCAUCAUUAAAAGCCCAGGCAAAAAGGAACAGAUCUUUGCCAGGGACCUAAAUGCCACUAAAAUGCGUGCAUUUUAAAGGUCAGCCUUAAAUAUGUGCCUUUCACAGUAUAUAUAUGUCAGGAUCCCAUCUGACCCAUGACCUUUCCUCCAGAAGAGGCUUGGGACUCUGCAGAGAACCCCACUGCAGCUGAGCAGCUGGAGGAACUUGCAAUAGUCCCAAGGCAGACUGAACGGUCCCAUCUUGCUUGGGCUACCCCAGUCACCUCUUCUCACCACAUCCUAAGCCCCUCCUUGGUCCCCAAUUUCCCCCUUUGAUUUUGAGCUAAAAUGUCAUUGCAGGGGGAUCAUGGAUGUCACGCAGGUACGUCUUCCCGUCUUGAGUCUCAUUCAACACCAUUUCCUCUUCUGGCUGCUGUUCCUUCUAUGUUGGUCACAUAAGGGAGCCAUCCCAAUCGGCAACCCUUUCUUAAACAAGAUGAUGUUACUUACGGUAGCCUAUCCAAUAUGCCGUGUGAUGACACCACUGAAAACAAUAGAUAAAUAAGUCAACAUUUGGGGGAAAAGGAAUGCCAAAAGUCACCAAGAAGGGGAGGUUGUUUUUCUUUUUGGGAACCAAUGGAACUAUUUUUUUAAAAAAACAGUAUCUUUAGCUAAGUUCUGCUUUCAUUGUGUGUGAGUACCAUAGUACUAUUUGCAUGGCUUAGGCAGCAAUCCUAUGUACGCUGAGCUUGGAAGAAGCCUCGCUGAGCUGGGUCUAACUUCUGAGUAGAAAUGCAUAGGCUUGCACUGUUAAGCAGCAUAAUCUAAAGGGACUCCCAAUGUCCAGGAAGCAUUGAUGACUACCUGAAAGCAUCUGCUGAUAGCAACGCAGUAGCCAUUCCAUGUUUCUUCUGGAGCAGCUGCUCAGGGACCUCCUAGCAACCCGUGCAGCUCCAUUAAGCACCAAGAGCAGCCAGGUGACCCAAAUGAGUUUCAGGUCUUUGCAGAGAUUGUUUUGAAAAGUGUGCCAUCCUGAAGCCCCCUUGGGCGUGCAAAUGACCUGCCUCUUGGUGUUUUCUUGGGAAAACAAACAUCAUAAGCAUAUAAAAACUGGAGAUCUCUUGGCGGGUGAGUGGGGUGGGUGUUAGCUGCCCAUAGCACACAACUGCUCUUGCCUUAAUUCUCUUUGCUCAAGCCCUAGACUGAUUUACACAACGAAAGGCUGCUAAGCUUUCUGUGUUUUUCGAAAGGCUUAUGCACCAGACGCCUCUUUCACAAAGGGCAAUUUUUCUAAAUCUGCGGUUCCUAUUGUCGGACUUGCAGAACUGCACGCGUUGGCUUUGUCUGGGGCUUAAAGGGGAUUCAGAGCAGCUGAAUGCAAGAGAUACUGCUCUGCAGUAAUGUGACCAGAGAGCUGGCGGGUGGCGAGACGCAAGCAAUCUCGGGAAUCUUUUUGCAUACAGAAAUUGCGGCGCUUCCACCUGCUGGUUACUUGUGGGCUUGAUGACGCUCGCUUGGGUAGCCCGCCCGAUUGCUCUCACAGCCAGCGCAGAGGGGAGCGGGAUUCAGGCAGCCCUUGUUUCCUGCCCAUCUGCAGAGCAGAUAAAGGGGAUUGUGACACCGGUGUGGGUUCUGCAGUCCUCACAGCUGGCUGCCUAUUGUGCUUGCAAGAGCACGAACAUUUCUGCCCCUGCGCUGUCGUGUCAGACAAAGAGCAGAAACAGUGGCUCUGUGGACAUGACCCAACACAGCAGCGACCAGUUUAGUCAUCCUGGGAGAUCAGGCUCUUCCCAGCCAAACUCCUCAGGGGCUGGCACCACAGUGUUUGCCCCCUCCCCAGGCUGAAAAACUUAGCCGCCAGGUACAGAGUGGUUCCUCCUGCUUGCAGCCUGGGAUAGGGAAAGUGGCUGCCUGGAAUUAGAGUACAGACUGUAUGCUUGCCCACAGAUCUCUCCUUGCCAGUCACAGCCUUGACAUGCCCACUUGGGGAAUGUAGCAGAUCGGCAGUGCUCUCACAGAAACGGUGUGUGCUGUUGCACACUCAAGCUGAGAACAUGCACAAGAAAUGAAAGAGCCUUGUUCAAAGCAGAAUGCAAAGGAGUUGCUGGCGGUCUGUUGGUGCCCCCUGCUGCACGGAGAUAGAACUGCUCAGCUGGAUGCUUUGUUUUGCUCUUCAUCCUUCCCAGCCUUAGGGCCAACGAUACACCUUAGUAGUAGGAAUGUGGGCCGAGCGUGUUUGGGUUUAGUUGUGCUUGUGGUGAAGUGAAAGCAUGAUACCUUCAUGAAGAUGUGUUGGUUGCAUCGUCUUGCAAACUAGGCAUGCAGGCAAGCAUUGGUGCAACCCCCACGAACCCCCACCGGUUCAGCCUGUGUCUUCAGCAUGUCUCUGUCAUCAUAUAACACAGCAAAACUACCACCCAUCUUCUCACAGUCUUUCAAUGGCCAGUCGUUCUAGAGUGCAGCAGGGGCAGGGGGAGAGUAAGGCUGUUUAUAUUGUUCUCCCUAGCCUAGCUGCCAUCCAGUCCCUUCCCUCUUGGACUCCAGACAGCUGCUACCACCAUCUGGGUGAGAGGCAAAGAAAGCAAGGCCCUUCCGUUGACCUGUCUUGACAACUAUUCACCCUGGUUUCCACCAGCUGAUUCUCCUUCAUAGGACAUAAGAAGACCCCUGCUGGAUGGGGCCAAUGGCCCAUCCGUUCCAGCAUCCUGUUCUCACAGUGGCCAACCAGGUGUCUCCAUGGGAAGCCCUCCAGCAGGACCUGAAUGUAUCUGCAACUCUCCCCCUUGUGAGCCUCAAUAGAAGGCAUACAGAGGAGGUAGUUUGUAGCCGUUGUGGCUAGUAGCCAUUAGCAUUACCCUCUGUGAAUUUGACUGAUUCUCUUUUGAAGUCAUCCAAGCAGGUGGCCCCCAUCAGUGCAUCUCAGGGAAGAAAAUUCCACAGUUUAAGUAAGCGCUGUGUUUGUCUGUCCUGAAUCUUCCAGCAUCUGGCUUCAUUGGCUAGUUCUGAGAGCUAGAAUUAUGAGAGAGGAACCUUCCUGCCUUUUACAGUGGUACCUCGGGUUACAGAUGCUUCAGGUUCCAUACGCUUCAGGUUACAGACUCCGCUAACCCAGAAAUAGUACCUCAGGUUAAGAACUUGGCUUUAGGAUGAGAACAGAAAUCACAUGAUGGUGGCGCAGCAGCAGCUGGAGGCCCCAUUAGUUAAAGUGGUGCUUCAGGUUAAGAACAGUUUCAGGUUAAGAACAGACCUCCAGAAUGAGUUAAGUUCUUAACCCGAGGUACCACUGUAUUUUGCUUUUACUUUCUUUUCUUUCCUCCCUAAAGUGUAUUUUAUUUACCUUUUAGCAGGGCCUAUGUGGUUUCUAGUUGUUGUACAAUGUUUCACAAUUUUUUGUGCUUUAUAAAUAGAUGCAUACAUGAAUUCAGCUUCUCAGGCAGAGCUUCUCAGUGUUUGCUAUCUGACUCCAUUGGGGAUAGCACAGAAAAGGCAGUGCAGGGGAAAUUACAGCUUUCUGCAGGACCAAGAGUAUAUCUGAAUGCGUAGAGCUGGGAUAAGAGACAGAGGAAGUAAGAUUAUAUUUUUAUUGAGCCCAUUUCUUUCCGGAAUGCUUCAUUCCAAUUUGCAUGGUCGUAAAGGGUGCUGUAAUAAUAAUAAUUAUAAUAAUAAAUUCGUCUUAUUGCUAUCAUUAUAGAGUUAUAGAAAAACCAAGCUGGUUCAUAUCACAGUGAAAUGAAAACAGUGCAGGAGGCAUACAGACUGGUAGGGGAUAUGUAGACUUAAAUGCGCUGAAAGUUUGAAUAUAUAUGGAAGACUCUUGGUUUAAUUUAUUUCAUACAAUUUAUAUACCGUUUGAUUAUAAAAAUAAAAAACCUCAAGGAAGUAUACAGAAAGACUAAAGCAAUAAAAUUGCUAGUAAAAACAAUUACUGCACAACAGUUGCUGAAAACGCUUAGAAAUUUGAAACUUGCAAUAAAUUAAGAAACUCAUCAGCAUUCUAGAUACCUGGGUAGGCUCCUCUAAACAAAAAUGUUUUUAGCAGGGCCCUAAAAGAGUAAAGUGAAGAUGACCAGCCUGAUAUCAUUUGACAGGGAGUUCCAAAGUGUGGGUUCUGCCACAAUGAAAUAUCGAUUUCUUACAAAUGAGAAAAGAGUAUUAUAUAGCACCUGCAGCAGUGCCAGUUCUGAAAAUUGAAGUAGCCAAAUGGGCAUACAAGGGGCAAGGAGAUCUCACAGGUAAGGCAGUGCCAGGUUUAAAGUAACACUGGGUUUUUAAAAGUUGUGCAAAAAUUUUGUAUAGCUUUUUCUUAUUUGCAUAUCUAUUUAAAUUAAUAUAGUAACUGUAUUUUCAUAGCAGUGGUAUGCAUACAAAUGAAUGGAUUUAAUUAAUUUUUUAAAAAAAAUAAUUUUUAUUAACCGACCAAUCAAAUCAAAUCAAAUCAAAUCACAUCACAUAAAUUCCGAAUUACAAAGCCGAAUUUUAAAUUUUUGUUGAGGGGACCCAUAUUUCAAGUUUCGAAGGGGGAUUCCGAUCAUCUUCUUGCUACUGCGUUCAUAUCCAAAUCAGUCCAAAUAAAGUUCAUAAUUCUAUCCAGUCUUAUCUUGCUGUUUCCACAUCUCAUCUUAUUCGUACAUUUUUUCUUUUCCUUUCUUGAUCUCUUCUGAUAAUCUCCUUAAGCAGAUAAACACCAAUUAUAUCCUGUGUGGAUUUUUCGACCAAUCCUCAUAUCAUGAUGGUUUCCAUAUAUCAUCACUUUCAUAAAUAACAUCGCUCUUUCCAUCAUUAAUCUCAGGAUCUGUUGUUUUUGAGUCCCACUGAGGAGUCUCACCCACAGUAUAGAAACAGCUCUUUUCCUCCUCCCAGACUCAAGUCCUCUGACAGAGCUUACCAAUAUGGCGACGGUAUUUUUAACUGCGUCAUUCCAGAGCUCUUAAACUUUCCACGCUCUUCUUAAAACAUGCUUUGGUUAGAAAAAUUAUCUCCACACAGACGUAAAUCCACAGCUUAAGUCAUUAAAGCAGCAUUUCUGACCUGUGGGGGGGGGGAGUUCUUGUUUUAUCACAUAGAGGAAAGAAAGAAAGGUUUAUUUCCCCUCCCCCAUCAGUCCUUUUGCCAUACCGAGUCUUAGCUGUCUUCUCAUGAUUGAUUCUUGUUCCUCCGACUCUUCUUGUUUAUCAGAGAACUCUUCAGUUAGCAGUCUUUACUCCCCCCUCCUUCCUUGAAAUAUGUGCAUUCGCUUCUUCCUAAUUGUUCCUUUUGAAGUUCUUGCAGCUAGAGACAGCAUCCAGGAGCGCCGAGGUCCACAGGGGGGCAUUCUGCCUAGUGCCCCCAUCCCCUCAAAUUCGGGGGUGGUAUAGGGCACAGCAGGCACGGGCAGCCCCCCCUCACAAUCCUGGGGGGGUAGGGAGGCUAUUUACUCCCAUCACAGCCUCCUAAUUACCCCCUGUGGGUCGGAGAGAUGUUAUUGUCAGCCAUCUUCCGAUGCGCCCCUAGUGGCCCCUCGGAUUUAAUUAAUUUUUAUGCUGUACAGUGGUACCUCUGGUUACGUACUUAAUUCGUUCCAGAGGUCCAUUCUUAACCUGAAACUGUUCUUAACCUGAAGCACCACUUUAGCUAAUGGGGCCUCCCGCUACCGCUGCGCAAUUUCUGUUCUCAUCCUGAAGCAAAGAUCUUAACCCGAGGUACUAUUUCUGGGUUAGCGUAUGUAACCUGAAGCGUAUGUAACCCGAGGUACCACUGUAGUUUUCUAAGCAAUCAUUAAUAUUAAGAAUAUAUAAUGAUUUUAAGUCACAAGCUGCAGUAUAAUAAUCCACAUGAAAACUGUUAUAUGCAUUGGGGGGAAAUAGUAUUUUAUUUCAGUAAUUUAAAUAGUGGAACUUGCAGUUUUCAAUGCAAUAAGUUGCAGCAUUUGUAACAGGAACUAUAAUAGAUUCACUGUGGCAGGGUGUUUUUUUCUUAAUGUAAUUCGGAUGGUUACUUCUUCAAUUGGAUUUGUAGGUCACCGAUAACGUUACGUUAAUAAUAACACUAUGGAUGGAUCUAGACACAUCAAAGAAGCGUUUCAUUUAAACAUGUUGCAAACUUUGUAUGAGAAAUCGGGUUGGCAAAAACAGAACUCCACAGCGCCAUCUGGUGUCACAGCGUUAUAAUGCAUAUACAACGCAAAUAAAGCACUUUUUCUUUGCCAAUGUAGCUGAGUCCUAUGUUAAUGAAAUGCAUACAUAAAUCUUGUAACCCUUGAUCUGUUUUCAGGCAUCGCUCCAGUAACUGGGAUUGAGGAAGAAGAGAUAUUGGAUCCCAAUGGGGAGACUCUUUCUGUCAUUGCAAAAUUCCAGCCCUUGCUUAUGGACACAAUGACAAAGAGCAAAGACGGUUUCCUUGGAGUGAGUAUGACAUUUAGUUAGCGCUGCAAGUUUUAAUCAGUAGAUCAAUCAACUAGAAGCAUUAGUGGAUUGAUACGAAGGCUGGUCCAGUUUUAACCAUCAGGUCAAUGAAUUAAAUGUGUGCUUGUUUUUCUUUUGCUCCAAUUAUAUUGCUGUAACUGGGAACGCAAAAUAAAGUGCUAGGCAGUCUUUCCUUCUAGUAAUAGCUUUGUUCAGACAUUGCACCAAACCGUGGUUAAGAAAGCUUAAUAUGGAGUAAUAGUGUAAUAUCUGAAUGUCUUGUGGUCCGUCAGCCUCCUAAAGUGGAAGAGGCUUCACAGGGCUGCUUCCUAACGUGUCUCUCUGCCUCUGCAGAUUUCUCACAUUGCGCUUUCUGGGCUUCGCAAUUGGACGGCUCCGGCUUCCCUCUGA
Molecule: messenger RNA, 14512 nt
Organism: Podarcis lilfordi (Lilford's wall lizard)
Lineage: Eukaryota; Metazoa; Chordata; Lepidosauria; Squamata; Lacertidae
Source: the annotation of a GenBank genome assembly